Messenger RNA from Plasmopara halstedii, 879 nucleotides. RefSeq names its product RxLR-like protein. The coding region runs from base 1 to 879 and encodes 292 amino acids. NCBI's taxonomy places the organism in Eukaryota, Oomycota, Peronosporomycetes, Peronosporales, Peronosporaceae. The record is from RefSeq and is a predicted model, not a curated record. The transcript has a single exon.
AUGGGUCAUACCUUUGUGUUCGUGCAUGGGAUAGUGGUAGCUCUACUAUCUAUUGUAGCUGCUACAAAUGGCACAAUACCCAUACAGAGUGUGCCAUUUACUGAUGUGGGUGUCAUCAAGAAGGAAGUGAGUGAAGCGGUGCCAUUUGACGUCAGAAGCGAAGAUCGAGGGCUUCAAAAAGCAUGGUGGAAGUUGAUUCAUGCGAAUCCCGAGAAAGUUUAUAAAAAGCUAAAGCUCCACAUAACAGAACAAGAUAUUUUCAAGCACCCCGAGCUGGAAUGGUUUGCCAACUAUAUGCAAAGAUAUUACGUGAAUCAGGACUCUGAUCUCUUAUUGGCUAAGAUGGUGGCAAAAUCUCAUAAGGAUGGUUCGCUGAUGAGAUAUAUCGAGGAAGCAAAAGUGCGAUACAAUACUCGAGACAAGACCGAUGAGCCGGAGGCGGCAACUUUUAUUCGCAACGUAGAAAGAAUCGAAGCUGGUUUGCAUAGAUACUGGGAACUCCAGCGCUACACAGUGAAGGAUUUGGUGGAUUUUUUUAUUCAAAGUGGUGAAUUAUCCAUGGAAAAUGUAAAACGAGCAUCACAUUUUUUAUUUAGAAAGAACUUGUUCACAGUUCUGAAAGCUUAUGCGAUUAAAACAAACGUGGAGGAUCCAGAAAAGGCUGUAGCUUUGGCUAUAGCGGAUCAAGUUGGCCUUGAUAAUAUGGCUUUGAUGAUCCAAGAGGCAGAUAAUCCCCUCGCAAUCAAAACUUUGACGAUCUUGUACGAAGAUUUAGAGUCAAAAAAGAAUAUGCUAUCAGACGUUUUUUAUCGACUUCAAUUGGGCAGCUUUGAGCUUGACAAGAAACAAUUUUUCAAUGCCCACAAAUUUUUUUCUUGA